Molecule: messenger RNA, 258 nt
Organism: Schistosoma mattheei
Lineage: Eukaryota; Metazoa; Platyhelminthes; Trematoda; Strigeidida; Schistosomatidae
Source: the annotation of a GenBank genome assembly
AUGUCUUUGGUUGAGAAGAUAAACACCCUAAGACUAAUAAUACGACAGAACGGUGGGAUUAAAGGGUCGUUCUUAACUUUAUUCAGGACUGACGAACUGAAAUGGGGAAAGUUAGUUGGAACUGACAAUUUCGGAAACAAAUACUAUGAAAAUAAUAAUUACUUCGUUGAUAUUCGAAUAGGUUUGGUUGGGACUAUGAAGGGUCUCAAGUCCCACCAGAAUGGUUUGUUUAUAUUCGUCUAUUUCAUCGAAAAAUAG